This is a messenger RNA of Doryrhamphus excisus (bluestripe pipefish), 10863 nucleotides long. Its product is annotated as copine-8-like. NCBI's taxonomy places the organism in Eukaryota, Metazoa, Chordata, Actinopteri, Syngnathiformes, Syngnathidae. The record is from RefSeq and is a predicted model, not a curated record. Gene Ontology annotation, molecular function: calcium-dependent phospholipid binding. Gene Ontology annotation, biological process: cellular response to calcium ion. Gene Ontology annotation, cellular component: plasma membrane.
CUUCCUCCUCUUCAGACUCGAGCAGGCUUUCCCCGCUUAAAGAGCCUCACGUCACCACUGAGGUGGGCUGCGGACCCUCCUUGGGGACAUCAACUCCCGCCCCUCCAAUCCCCAUAGACAGCCCCCCCUGCAGGAUCUCCUCGUCGUCCUGGUCGUCCUCUCACGCCCGCGGCUGCUGCUGCUGCUGUGUCCGGGGCGAGCAUGGCGUGUAUCGGGGACGCGGACCCCUUCACCGCGGCCAUUCCCGCCACCAAAGUUGAACUCACCGUGUCGUGCAGGAACCUGCUGGACAGAGACACUUUCUCCAAAUCUGAUCCUAUCUGUGUGCUCUACACUCAGGGGAUAGCGAACAGGGAAUGGAGAGAGUUUGGCAGGACAGAAGUCAUCGACAACACACUCAACCCAGACUUUGUCCGCAAAUUUAUUUUGGAUUAUUUCUUCGAGGAGCGACAGAAUCUACGCUUUGACCUGUAUGAUUUAGACUGUAAGAGCGACAACCUCUCCAAACAUGACUUCCUGGGCCAGGCCUUCUGCACACUGGGAGAGAUCGUGGGCUCGCUGGGAAGCCGCUUGGAAAAGCCUUUGAUUGGGAUCCCAGGGAAGAAAUGUGGAAACUUCAUCGUGAGAGCAGAGGAGCUGAGCAACUGCAGGGAGUCAGUCAUGCUGCAGUUUUGUGGCAACAAACUGGACAAGAAGGAUUUCUUUGGGAAGUCGGAUCCUUUCCUCGUCUUUUACCGCAGUAACGAAGACAGAUCCUUCACAAUUUGCCACAAAACGGAAGUGGUGAAGAACACUUUGGAUCCCGUCUGGCAGGCCUUCAAGAUUCCCGUCAGAGCGCUCUGCAACGGUGACUACGACAGGAGCAUCAAGGUGGAAGUGUACGACUGGGACAGAGAUGGCGGACACGACUUCAUUGGCGAGUUCAGUACCAGCUACAGAGAAAUGUCAAGAAGCCAGUCCCAGUUUCAUAUCUAUGAGGUGCUAAAUCCAAAGAAGAAAGACAAGAAGAAGAAAAAGUACCAAAACUCAGGAACGGUGACCCUGCUGUCCUGCCUAGUGGACACGGAGCUCUCCUUCUUGGACUACAUUCGAGGCGGGACGCAGAUUAAUUUCACGGUGGCAAUCGAUUUCACAGCUUCCAAUGGCAACCCAUCGCAGCCCACCUCACUGCAUUACAUGAGCCCCUACCAGCUCAAUGACUAUGCCAUGGCGCUGCGGGCCGUUGGGGAGAUCAUCCAGGACUACGACAGCGAUAAGAUGUUUCCAGCACUGGGCUUCGGUGCCAAGCUUCCCCCGGACGGACGUGUCUCGCACGAGUUCGCCCUGAACGGCAACCCCCAGAACCCGUACUGCAGUGGCAUCGAGGGUGUGAUGGAGGCUUAUUACCAGAGUCUCAAGUCAGUGCGUCUCUACGGACCCACUCACUUCUCCCCUGUCAUCAACCACGUAGCCAGGUAUGCAUCAGCAGUGACAGAUGGUUCGCAGUACUUCAUCCUCCUCAUCAUCUCAGAUGGCGUCAUCACAGACAUGGCUCAGACCAAAGAGUCCAUCGUCAAUGCUGCCUCUCUGCCCAUGUCAAUUAUCAUCGUUGGGGUCGGACCAGCCGAAUUUGAUGAAAUGAUCGAGCUGGACGGAGACGAGGAGAGGAUCUCCUCCCAAGGACGCUACGCCGAGAGGGAUAUCGUACAGUUUGUCCCUUUCCGAGACUACAUCGACCGCCGAGGCAAUCACAUCCUCAGCAUGGCGCGUCUGGCCAAAGAAGUGCUAGCUGAAAUCCCAGACCAGUUCCUAUCCUACAUGAGGACGAGAGGCAUCAAGCCUGGACCUCUUCCGCCUCCUUACACCCCGUGCCCUCCGCCAGCACUACAUCCUCUGCUCACCAGACGGGUAAGCCGGAUCUAAAGGUUCAAAGGCGUCGUCUUUUUGGCCUCCGCUUGCCUCUUUUCUUCUUCGUCUUCUUCUUCUUCUUCCAAAUCUUCACUGGAAGCUUUUGAGCUGGCAGCCCAUGGGUCUGCCGCACUUGGAGCGCCACAAAGGUGUAUGCUUCCACGUUUAGAAGACCUCUCGAGCGGGUGCUGUUCAGAGAAGGUGGCGGGCGUGAGCUCAGCCAAACUGCAAGGAACAUUAUUGAUUUUGGAUCCCGCUUCUGUCACCGAAUUGUGUCUCUCCAAGUAUAAAUGUUUACAAAUUGGAAAGAAGGAAAGAUUUCCAGCAAUCAGCCGAGGAUGCAGUAUUGGAGUGCGUGACUUCUUCCGUAGAGUGUUUUAACUAUAUAGUCUCUUAGUCAAUGGAGCAUGUGCUAGUUAAAGAGAAGCAUGCACUCGUCGUCCCGCACUCAGGGCUUCGUCCCUCUCCACCAUCCAUCCCGCCACUGCCUACCGUCGCCACCUUUCUGUGACGAACACACGCUGCUGCAUCUGCCCGCCUCCAGGUGGCUCUUCAGGACUGUGACGCCGCAGCAGGGACUCAACCAGCCUUACUUUUUGCUCAGUUCACAGACGCCAUCUUGGAAUUGAACUAGACUCCAGUUUGUCUUUUUGAUUUCAUUUCCUUCAUCUUCCUACCUCUCAGUGUGUUGACCAAACACUUUAGCCCAUUCACGUGACUUAUUUGGCUAAACAGUCUUUGCCAGGGGUAUCCAAAGUUUUUCCACCGCGGGCCGCAUACUGGAAUUAUUAUUAGAUAUAUUUUUUGUAAACAUACCAAAAUAAAUAUAUGUUUCUAAGAUGUUACAUAUAAUAUAUACUUUAUAUAUACAUGCAUGGAAAAAAUUAUUAGCCCACCCUUGUUUCUUCACUUUAUUUGUUCACCUUAAUGCCUGAUACAACCAAAGGUCAAUUUAUUGAUGAUGAUAAAGAUGAUAACAUAAAUACCUCUUAAGAGUUUAAUACAAGAGAUAUCUUGUAACUUACAUGGUUUUCUUAAUUUUUCCAAAACCACUUAUAUUGUUACAUGAAUAACUAUAACAUUGUACUUCCAAAAAAUGAACUCCGAUACCAGGCAUGAAAACAAACAAGAAACUGAAGAAAUAAGUUGUCUAAUAAUGUUUUCCAUGGCUGUAUAUUUUUUUAAAAACAGCCUAUAUGUCAGCUUUUUUUAGUUCUCUAGUUUAAUUGAAUUUAAAGUAGACUAAUAAUAAAAAUGUGUUCCGCAAAUGGCCCCCAGGCCACACUUUGGACACCCCUAGUCUAAAUCCUAGUUUAUGUUUCUGCGUUGAGGCUCCUCCCCCUGCAAACCUGUGUGCACCUUGAAAAAAAAUAUAUAUAUAUAACCACAUGGGUCAGCUUUUAAUACAUGACUUCCUGUGUGUAUACAACUCCUUCAGUGGGUGCUCAGCUCUUCUUCUCCCCGAUUAUGGAUCCACAUUUCCAAUAAAAGUGACAUUGAUUAGUUCCAGCUCCAAUAACACCCAAAAAAGAACAAUCAGAAAUUGUCGCCAUGGUGACUACGCAGAAGCAUAAACCAGAACUGAUCAGGUAACCAAACAUUUAUUUGGUAGCAACAUCGCUUUUUAAACAAGGAAGUAAAGCCACUAAUGGCUGCUAAAGUUUAGUAGCAGUUAGCCAUUUUCAGCCCUUGGAAACACAGCAUUCACUAUAUGGGGUACAGAAUACUGAAAGGUGGCGCUGAAAGGUUAGCAAUUAACUCUUUGUUGCCGUGACGGCAUUCCUGCCAGGAGCCACAAUCUUUGCAAGCAUCGGACAACUCAGGUUAUAAUCACCAUAAUUGAUCAAUUAUAAUUCUAAAUAUUGAUGAUGCUGAAAUGACUCACCGAUAGUUUAUAAUUCUUUUUUUUUCUUGAGUGGAAAGAAAAGGUAACAAGCUAAUUACUAAUUACUAUUGUUGAACAACAAUAGGUUUGAUAAUGGAAUGGUCGAUUGAUGUAGCCUAACUGAAGCCAUUAAGGUUUUACAGACUAGUGUAAAACACUCAAUGUACGGGGCAAAGUGUGUCCAUUGUGAUCGGUUUUGAAAGGCAUUUAUUGUCCUAUGCCUACGCUAAUCGACGGUCGAUCGAUCAGAGCAUCACUAUGUUUUUGGCUGUAGUUGUAAUUCUUAAAUGCAGUUGUAGAAGUAGUUAAAUGCUCCCUAUACAGUUUUAUGCUUGACCUGAGCUAGUGGAGUCCCUUAGUGACGCAUAGGAAACAUUUUGGAGUGGUUGUCAUGUGAUUAUCCCCCACAUUGGUCGUGUGUCAAGUAUACCAGCUCAUUUUCAAAAGCUUAUUAAUGCAUUCAAAUAUGUCAAAUAUUACUAUUCAUCUGUUUUUACUAUAUUAAUAUUUACUAAAUUCAUGUAAAACAAGCUCAGUAGCUGUUGGCUUUUUGCCGUCAAAUUGCUAUAGAAUGCCUAACAUGACAUAUUUGUCACUGUUUCAAUGAUUUUGGACAAAUAUACAAUACAAUUACAUUUGUGGUACUAAUAAAUUACUACAUUUAAGGAUUAGGUCCCCUCAUAAUACGUCCACUUAAAGGCAUUCAAAUUUAGUGAGUUUUUUUGUGAUACUUGGUAAAAGUUGCACUAAAUUGAAUAGAAAAUGAUAAUUGUGAACGAUUCCAUGUAAUUAAGCGUCAGAGCUGGCAACUUUUCAGGGCCACUUUUCAGUCCCAAGCAAGGUUUGGUGGUUAUUUGUGCACCCCCCCUCCUUCCAAGUCAGGAAAUUAUCACUUUGAGUCACGUCUUGUCUUGUUUUGUUGUGUUUUUUUUUUUUUUUUUAAAUUCAACAGAAGCACAAAGACGCACUUGUGCAUACAAAGUGUACAUUGUAACCUUUUGGGCCCCGAGCAGUCAUCAUGACGUGAGAGACGGUUUACAACGUUUUCUAGCGUCACGCCUCAAAUUCCUUGUACAGAUCCUACACAUGCCUGUAAAAUGUUUUCUUAUAUAUUUAUACACUGUACAAAUCUUGGCCUUCUUUUUGUGUAUCGACUCAUAUGAUAUAUUAUCUUAUUUAUUACGUGUAAUGCUGCUUCUUUCUGGCUGAUCUAACUCUUCUACUUUGUACGGAGGCCUGUAAUCAUAUUUAAAUGAUGACUAACAGGCCUUAUUCAUGUUCAUAUGUUGAGUUAUUCAUAUUUAAAUAAUGAACGACAGGCCUGUAUUUUUUAUAACUCAAUGACUUGUGACUGUGUUCAUGUGCGUGCUAAUCGUCAUCACUUACACUCGGUAGCAACUUUGUUAUAGUGUAGCGUCUCUUUGACGGCCAAGGAAUGAAUGAAGAAGGUCCUACAGGGUGGUCUGACAGACUUUUAUACUCGGAUUUUUAUUUUUAUUAUUAUUAUUAUUCACACCCACGUGAGUGACUGGACUGCACAAAUGUAGCACCUGACUGCUAUCAAGCAGCAGGCAGAGCGAGACUUUAACACAAAAAAUAAAAUAAAAAAUACGCAGGACACUUCAUUAGGUACACCAUUGAAUGAGAUCCGAUGCACAAAUUUUGCUUUUUCAAAAGUAAUAAUGUUGAUUUUAUAGUGAUAGUUGUGUGUUUCUGAGUUGCAACACUUAACUGAUUAAUUGAUGAUUAAUUGAUUAAACGGCUGCACGGUGGAAGAAUGGUUAAAACGCAGGCCACACAGCUCGGAGACUCGAGUUCGAUUCCACCCUCGGGCAUCUCUGUGUGGAGUUUGCAUGUUCUCCCCGGGUACUCCGGUUUCCUCCCACAUUCCAAAAAAAUUUGUGGUUAAUUGGCGACUCCAAAUUGUCCAUAGGUAUGAAUGUGAGUGUGAAUGGUUGUUUGUCUAUAUGUGCCCUGUGAUUGGCUGGCGACCAGUCCAGGGUGUACCCCGCCUCUCGCCUGAAGACAGCUGGGAUAGGCUCCAGCACGCCCACGACCCUCAUGAGGAUAAGCAGUAGAAAAUGAAUGAAUUAAUAAAUCAGCUCCAUUUGAGAUAGUACAUGUUUUGUUGACUGAUUAUUUUAAUAUUCAUAUUUUUCUUCCCCGUCAUAUACGUAAAUGACAAAAAAUUCUAAAAACUGUAUUUGUGAAGGCUGGAUUUUUGGAUUGGAUCCCAUUAAAGGUGUACAUAAUCUUGUCCAGUGAGUGUAUAAAGCAGAUCAGUAUAUACUGUUGUAUGCAGUCGUGUUGAUAGUACUUUGUGUUUGACAGGGAACAUUUUUUCCGGGUUCUCUCAAAAGACGAAGCAUUUCAUUUAUUCAUGACAACAACUUCAAUGUCGCCCCCGCUAUCCUCUCUCUGCUAUAUGCUGUGCAUCCUGCACAUGUACUCUCGUAUGAAACAUGCAUGGCGCUUGCAUAACAACCACCGAGGCUUCUUCUCACAGAAACACUGCUUUCAUGUCACUCGCUUCAUUUGGGCCAUCAGCACUUUAAAUCGCAUCGCUCCGUCUCGUAUGACCUCGUUAUAGCUGCCGCGUACGUGUCACAACGAAAUAAGAGUUUGGCAUCUUUCAAAUGCUUGCAGCCGAGCUUAGAUGAUCAGGCAUUAUUUAUAGAUAGACAUGACAGAGGAGGAAGCUAAUGAUGUGCUUCUUGGACACACAACAAACCAUAGGUUACGUUUCUAGGCCGCAUCAUUAGCCUCACAUGCUAACUAAAUGUGCUGAAUCUUGGGCAAAAAAAUUGAAAGAAGCCUGGCGAGGUUUUGCUGCUAACACUUACAGGGGGCACAAACUUUUUCCACCUUCGACCUUGAAAAAUCACACAGUGCAGGGUCCACUUUGAUAUUUUUGAUUUUGUAAACUGGGUAAAACCAACCCAUGUAAAUAUGCUAAGUUGGCUAUGUUAUAUGUACAUCAGGGGUCUCAAACUCAAUUUACUUGGGGGCCACUGGAGCUAGGUUUUAAAAAAAAAAAACACAUUUAUUAAAAACAGAAAAAUAUACAAACUUUUUCAGUGCUUUGGUUCCGAUUUUCUACAAUAAAAGCGCUGAUAAAACAUUCCACUAUUCUCAAAUAUCUUAAUUUUUAUUUUUCUGCACAAAAUAGGAUGAAAAAUAAACAAAUCAAGAAUAAGAACAUCAACCAAUCAGUAAUAAAUAAAUAUAAUAAUAAUAAUGAAACGGCAAAUAAUAAAAACUUAAGAAACCACAUAUAGUUGGUGGGUAGACAAUUUUUUUUUUCAGAUUAAAAUGAACAAAGCAUUAUUAGAGCCCUGUAGACAUGACAAAACACGACUAUAGUCACAUUUAUACUUGUUUUAUUUACAACACAUUGCGCAACUGCAGGGUCUUGAGACACAUGCUAACUCGCAAACUAGAGAGCUAGCGACCUAAACGGUAGCCUCCAAGUUAUUUCCUUUAAACUUAAAAAAGCCAAAAACUUACCACUUCCACACGGAUAGGGAGGAUAACUAUUAACAGUUAUUUAACCUUUAACAUGAGCAUUAAUCAACAUUUUUCUGGGUACAUGAUACCAUACAGCAUCCAUAUCAAAGUUGCGCGGGCCGCACUAACAUUAAACUUUCAUAUCAAGGCGGGUGCCUCAAACUAGGGCCGCGUGUUUGUGACCCCUGAUGUACACGAUAGCCAACUGUAUUGCAAUUGGUCCUCCACAGUUACAUUUCACAAUAGGAAAGCAAUAGAAAGACUCCAAAUUAGUCCAUAGUCUUUUCAUGAAUGCAGUCGCUCCUCCACAGUUGUAUUUCCCAAAACCUCUAUAAUAGAAAGCUAUAGAAUAGCUGCUACAAUUAAUCGAUUCAGAAAAUAAUCAUUCGUUGCAGCCCUUACGAUAGAAAGACUCCAAAUUAGCCCACAAUGUCAAAAUAACGAGGUGUCAUUUUUUUAUAUGAAGUGAGUUCUGGUCGUUUUUUGGUGUAGUUCUGGCUAGUUCGUGUGAUCCCUUAAGUAAAGCGAUAUGCGUUCAAAAGAGUAACACAUCUGAUUUCAAGAAAAGGUCAGACCUCACAAUCCCUCUGCGUUUGUAUCACUGCGCACCACCACCAGCUGUUAACUGUUUCAGUGUUUACUGCUGGGAUAGUGAAAGUAAACUGAUUUAUUAUUAUUAUUUUGACUAACAUACUAUACAGUAUAUUGUGACUGAAGGCAGCAGGGCUUUCCAAAACAUGUUAAUCCCUCUGUCUUGGCCGUGUAGGAACAUAAUUGUGCUCGCUGAAGUGUGCACGACAUACACAAAGCUGUUUCAUCCUGGCUACUUUGUACUCCCACUCUGUAGCCAAUAGCUAAAGUUUUCUCACAGCAAUGUCCGUGACAGGAAACCGAUGCAAAUAUAGGGCAACGCAGACACAUAUUUGUUGUUGCAGCCCAGAUAAUUACAAGUCCACACUAUUUUUAGCACUCUAGCCCUCACUUUAACUCUCUCGCAUCGCAGCGGACGUCAUCAGUGCAUGUAAACAUUGUUGGACACAUACACAGAUGGCAGCACGUAGUGAUAAGAAGGGGGAGAAAAGAACGCCGAUCGAUGGAUGGUGAGGUCUGACUGUUUUGUAGAAAACAGUUUUGCAUGUUGUUUCGAGAAGCUAAACGCUUUACUUAAAUAUCAUAUUUAUCAUGGUUUUGUAAAUAUCACCUACUUUGGGUGUUUUUGCGGUGAUUGACAAGUGCAGCACUGACAGCAGAUUGCUAGUUUAGAUCCUGCUUGUUGAGUAUGAAGUGUCCAUUAUCUGUCCAUGAUGUCCCAACUCUAAAAGAACCACUACCUCCUUCUUAAUAGUAUCUGAAAUACAAAAAUACAACCAACCAACAAUAAAGCCUCGUUUUCUGGUGAAUCUCCACUCACAGUGACAGGUUUUCACCGCUGCACCAAUAUAAAUGAAAAUCAUUCAGACUUACUUAUUUGUUGUUAUGACGCACAGAGAGCAAGGAACAACUUGUUCCUGUCCCCUUCUUGCUGCUUCAUUGAAGCGUUCAGGCACACCGGUAAUUGUGAGGCGCUGAUUGUUUUUCAUUUUUAUUCACGUACCCCCAAUGGCAAUACAUGACGUAACCUUGGGGGUACGUGUAUCCCACUGACUUAAGUGACCCCACCAACUAGCCAGAACUACUUUUUUAACGCCAAAAAACAACCAAAACUCGGCUCACCGGACGAAAUGGGGGUAAAGUAACUGUGGAUGCACAACACUGCUGAUGGGGAUUCCAUACAACUUCAAAUAAAUGUCCAAAAAAUCAAAACUGUCCCUUUCAUGAAUGAAUGAUUUCACACAUCUCAUAAUAGAAAGCAGUAGAAGGACUACAAAUUAGUACACAAUGUCAAAAUAAAUACCAUUCAUUCAUUCUCUACCGCUUUUCCUCACAAUGGUCGCGGGGGGUGCUGGAGCCUAUCCCAGCUGUCUUCGGGCGAGAGGCGGGGUACACCCUGGACUGGUCGCCAGCCAAUCACGGGGCACAUAUAGACAAACAACCAUUCACACUCACAUUCAUACCUAUGGACAAUUUGGAGUCGCCAAUUAACCUAGCAUGUUUUUGGAAUGUGGGAGGAAACCGGAGUACCCGGAGAAAACCCACGCAUGCACGGGGAGAACAUGCGAACUCCACACAGAGAUGGCCGAGGGUGGAAUUGAACCCUGGUCUCCUAGCUGUGAGGUCUGCACGCUAACCAUUCGACCGCCAUUCCGCCCCAAAUAAAUACCAGUCAUUUAAUGAAUGCAAUCGCUCCUCCACAGUUACAUUUCACAAAUUCCUAUCCCAGCUGUCUUUGGGCGAGAGGCGGGGUACACCCUGGACUGGUUGCCAGCCAAUCACAGGGCACAUAUAGACAAACAACCAUUCACACUCGCAUUCAUACCUAUGGACAAUUUGGAGUCACCAAUUAACCUAGCAUGUUUUGGGAAUGUGGGAGUACUCGGAGAAAUCCACGCAUGCACGGAACUCCACACAGAGGGUGGAAUUGAACUCGGAUCUUCUAGCUUUGAGGUCUGGGCGCUAACCACUCAUCCACCGUGCAGCCUCAUCUACUUUCAUAAAAUGGAUUUCUAUGUGACACUGUAGACGUAUGCAUUAGUCACUCCAUGUAUGGUUAACGCUCUUUACUCUUUUGUUAGCGUUUUUUUUUUUUGAGUGUUCCAGCACACCCACGGGAAGAAAAGCGAUUGAAUAGCGAGGGGAGGUGUUUGGUCACAUGACAAUGUGUGAAAUCAGUGAUCCUCUGGGGUGCCGUAGGAGCAACAAUGCUGAGCGUUGAAGGAGAUAAUAACUUCAUGGCUUCAUUCAUGUCAUGCGACACGUGUAACAUGCUGACUGUAUCUGAUGGUGUGAACAAAGUGACUCCAUGGAAUGCUCGUGUUGAGUAUCGUCUGUCAUCCAAGCAUGCAUUGAGUUUGCAUGUCGAGACUAUUUUCUAACACCCGUGACCGUAUUUUAUUUGGACUGCUUUGCCUUAAAAAUCUCACAUUAGUACUUCUCCUAAAAAUGAAAGUUUUGCUUCCUUCUUUCUUUUAUUUGCCAUGAGGUCACUCUUCUCUGUCAGACUCAUUCCAGUUCUUGUUAGCCGUGUUUCCACAAGCAGUACAGUUUGGUAUGCUAUUACCUGGCAACAGGAAUCAAAAACUUUGAAUUAUAAUUCCUAGUUCUUGGAUCUUUUCAUGGUGCUUUAAAGUGCCAAAAGUUGGAAAGUGGCACAUUUUUAAAAUGAGUAAAAAUCUAAUCUGAACCGUACCGCUUGGUUGAAACAAGGCUUGUAUGGACUGAAGUUCGACGUGUUUAGUCCAACUGGUCAGUUUCCUGCUGCAGAAAGAAACCAUCAGUCUUCCUAAAGCUUUCAUGAAACGAGCCUUUGCGUUCCCUCAGCCUUUAUGUUGGUUGUUGACGGCAUUUGCAUGACGCUUGUGUAAAAAAACACCAACGAGUGAACUUACCGUAUGUUUGGGUUUCACAAAGCAGCACAGCGUUGACUCUUCUUGUAUGGAAGCCACCAUAAACUGGUUUAAAAUGACUAUUUCUGUAUGAAUAUUUCA